Molecule: messenger RNA, 2145 nt
Organism: Neomonachus schauinslandi (Hawaiian monk seal)
Lineage: Eukaryota; Metazoa; Chordata; Mammalia; Carnivora; Phocidae
Gene: HUNK
Product: hormonally up-regulated Neu-associated kinase
Biological process (GO): protein phosphorylation; intracellular signal transduction
Cellular component (GO): cytoplasm
Molecular function (GO): ATP binding; protein serine/threonine kinase activity
Source: RefSeq, a predicted model, not a curated record
AUGCCGGCGGCGGCCGGGGACGGGCUGCUGGGCGAGCCGGCGGCGCCCGGGGGCGGCGGCGGCGCCGAGGACGCGGCCAGGCCGGCGGCGGCCUGCGAGGGAAGUUUCCUGCCGGCCUGGGUGAGCGGCGUGCCCCGCGAGCGGCUCCGCGACUUCCAGCACCACAAGCGAGUGGGCAACUACCUCAUCGGCAGCAGGAAGCUGGGCGAGGGCUCCUUCGCCAAGGUGCGCGAGGGGCUGCACGUGCUGACCGGAGAGAAGGUGGCCAUAAAAGUCAUCGACAAGAAGAGAGCCAAAAAGGACACUUAUGUCACCAAGAACCUUCGGCGAGAGGGGCAGAUUCAGCAGAUGAUCCGCCACCCCAACAUCACCCAGCUCCUUGAUAUCUUAGAGACGGAGAAUAGCUAUUACCUGGUCAUGGAGCUAUGUCCCGGGGGCAACCUGAUGCACAAGAUCUAUGAGAAGAAGCGGCUGGAGGAGUCUGAAGCCCGCAGAUACAUCAGGCAGCUCAUCUCUGCCGUGGAGCACCUGCACCGGGCUGGGGUGGUCCACAGGGACUUGAAGAUAGAAAAUUUGCUACUAGAUGAAGACAAUAACAUCAAGCUGAUUGACUUUGGUUUGAGCAACUGCGCGGGGAUCCUGGGCCACUCCGACCCGUUCAGCACACAGUGUGGCAGCCCAGCCUACGCCGCACCUGAACUUCUCGCCAGGAAGAAAUAUGGCCCCAAAAUUGAUGUCUGGUCCAUAGGUGUGAACAUGUAUGCCAUGUUGACUGGGACCCUGCCUUUCACGGUGGAGCCUUUUAGCCUGAGGGCUUUGUACCAGAAGAUGGUGGACAAGGAAAUGAACCCCCUCCCCACCCAGCUCUCCACAGGUGCCAUCAACUUCCUGCGCUCUCUCCUGGAACCAGAUCCUGUGAAGAGGCCCAAUAUUCAGCAAGCACUGGCGAAUCGCUGGCUUAAUGAGAAUUACACGGGCAAAGUGCCAUGUAAUGUCACCUAUCCCAACAGGAUUUCCCUGGAGGACCUGAGCCCAAGUGUGGUGCUUCACAUGACGGAGAAGCUGGGCUACAAGAACAGUGACGUGAUCAACACUGUGCUCUCCAACCGCGCCUGCCACAUCCUCGCCAUCUACUUCCUCUUAAACAAGAAACUCGAGCGCUAUUUGUCAGGGAAAUCUGACAUCCAGGACAGCAUUUGCUACAAGACCCAGCUCUACCAGAUAGAAAAGUGCAGGCCCACCAAGGAGCCCUACGAGGCCUCCCUGGACACCUGGACAAGAGACCUUGACUUCCAUGCUGUGCAGGAUGAAAAGCCCAAAGAACAAGAAAAAAGAGGAGAUUUUCUUCAUCGGCCAUUUUCCAAGAAGUUGGACAAGAACGUGCCCUCGCACAAACAGCCCUCUGCCUCUCUCAUCUCACAGAUUCAGAACACUAAAGCUCUGCUGAAGGACCGGAAGGCCCCCAAGUCCGGCUUCCCCGACAAAGAUUCCUUCGGCUGCCGCAAUAUUUUCCGCAAAACCUCAGACUCCAGUUGUGUGGCUUCUUCUUCCAUGGAGUUCAUCCCCGUCCCGCCCCCCCGGACCCCCAGGAUUGUCAAGAGACCGGAGCCCCCUCAGCAGGGCUCUGGGGGCCCCGGCAUCCCCCCCAAGGAAGACCCCCUGGUGCUGGAUAUGGUACGCUCCUUUGCGUCCGUGGAUCGCGAGGACCACCCCGAACCGCUGUCCCCGUCUCAUCACUAUAGGGCUCUAGGCUCACCCGGGGGCUUGGCCCGCGGGAAUCCCGGCGAGCGGACGCUCUCCCCGGCCCUGCUGCCCGGAAGCCUGUCCCCUCUGCAAACUCCUUUGCAUCCCACUCUGGUCUCCUUUGCUCACGAAGAAAAGAACAGCCCCCCAAAGGAAGAGGGCGUGUGUUCCCCAUCUCCGGCUCCCAGUAAUGGCACCACGCAGCCCCUGGGGAGCCCAAACUGCGUGAAAAGCCGGGGCAGGUUCCCCAUGAUGGGCAUCGGACAGAUGUUGCGGAAACGCCAGCAGAGCCUGCAGCCCUCCGCAGACAGGCCCCUGGAGGCCAGCCUGCCCCCGCUGCAGCCCAUGGCCCCCGUGAGCCUCUCCUUCGACGUGCCGGACGGGCUCAAGGGCCAGUGCUGA